Messenger RNA from Ctenopharyngodon idella (grass carp), 2361 nucleotides. It is a transcript of the gene gcna, whose product is annotated as germ cell nuclear acidic peptidase. Gene Ontology annotation, cellular component: nucleus. Bases 219 to 1991 code for a protein of 590 amino acids. NCBI's taxonomy places the organism in Eukaryota, Metazoa, Chordata, Actinopteri, Cypriniformes, Xenocyprididae. The transcript is spliced from 13 exons. The record is from RefSeq and is a predicted model, not a curated record.
GUUUUUUUUUUCCUCAGGCUGAUGACAAGUUCCGGUUGGCUAAAUUUGAACGUUGUUACACGGUCGCUCACUGAGCUGAUGGUUUAAAAUUUAAAGCUCUGCUCAUUUGAUUGAAGGCGCGAUAUAUUAAAUCCGCUUUUACAAGGUUUAAUUGCCGUGACAACAGGAGAGUGAAGUGCUCAGGUGCUGAUCAGGUGUUUUCCAAAUUUCAAACGGCGAUGGAUUCCGGCACUGUAUCGCUUUUUCAGAGAGUCUCUGAAAAACUGGGCUGGGACAGAGAUGGUGGUCUUGAUAAAGCUGAAGAGAAGUUGAGGAAGAGCUUGAAGAAGAGCAGACGUCCAGCGCUGGGCAGUUUUAACUCGAACCCGUUCUCAGGCUCAGAUCCAGCACACCGACUGCUGCUGUCUGACACUGAUGGCUCAGGGAAAGAGAAUCCAUCUCGACAGGAUCACGUGCUGUUGUCGUCAGAUGAUGAGGACUUUGAUAAGUUUCUUGCUGCAAAGGCUACACCAAAAUCCACAUUUAAACAGUCUGCAUCAGCUGCCCAGAAACCAAGGGAACCAAUUAAAGUUUUGUCUUCAGAUAGUGAUGAUGAAUUUGAAAUAUUUUUAAAUCAAGUGAAAACCCCAAAGGCUAAAGUGCGAUCGCAGUCUGUGAGUAGCAGUGAUGACAGUUUGAAACGCUUCAUAGUGGACAGCAUGUCAUCUGAUGAUGAUUUUGUCACUGAGAGGAAGCCUUCCAUUAAUAAAGGGAAAGCCAAGACUGCUAGAACUCCUAAAUCAGUUCAGAAGACAGAGAAACAACCUCCACUUCACUGCAAUUCUCCAGUCUUCCUAAGCGACAGUGAUGACGACAGUAAUGUUGUUAUUAAGAGCACCUGGAGGACCAGACACAGCCGUCCACCGUCAGAGGAACUUCACACCACAAGUAAAAACAGAGAGGAGACUGCAAAACCUCGUGUUCCUCCACCAGCAGUCACUGUGACGACACACAGCAGUCGAGAUGACACAUGCAGCUCUGAGGAGGAGUUCCAGUCUUUACUGGACAGAGUCAGACAAAAUCAGAGUCUAGGAGGCAGAACACUUGCGAGCCCAAAGCCGCCUCCAGAACCCAAACCACGACCUCCCUGUUUGUCGACACCAUCUGCCAGGGGUAAGAAAGCUGGUAGCCAGUUACCAGUUAAUGGACCGUCCAUAAUCCAGACCCCAGUGCAUCGGACACCCAGCAGCAGACCAGUGAGCCAUACUGAACCCAGAGCUCCUCCCAACAGCAGAGUGGUGGUUUGUAAAACUCCAGGCUGCUUCCUGCAGUCUCUGUCUGUACCUGGAUCGUUGUACUGCCGCAGCUUCAAACAGAACAAAGAGGAGCUGACCAGCAAACUCUACCAGCUCUACAACACCAGCGUGUUUGACAGUAAGCUUCCCACCGACAUGUCUGUCACAUGGAACAAGAAGAUGCGUAAGACAGCAGGAUAUUGCAUCUCAGGCCAGGAGCGCGGCACUGGGAAACGAUACGCCCGCAUUGAGCUGUCUGACAAAGUGUGCGACUCUGCAGAUCGCUUACGGGAUACGUUAGUCCAUGAAAUGUGUCAUGCUGCCACAUGGCUCAUAAACAAUGUUCGUGACGGCCACGGGCCGUUCUGGAGGCUUCAUGCCCAUAAAGCAAUGCUGGCACAUCCUGAGCUACCGAUGGUUACCCGCUGCCACAGUUACGACAUCAACUACAAAUACCAAUAUCAGUGUAACCGCUGUAAGAACACGAUCGGCCGCCACUCUAAGUCACUGGACACAACGAAGUUUGUGUGUGCUUUGUGCACCGGACAGCUGGUUUUGUUGACUCCCUCAAAGCCCCGGGCACCCACACCCUUUGCUUCCUUUGUGAAGGAGAACUACAGCUCAGCGAGACAGGAACUGGCAGGCCAGAGUCACGCUGAGGUCAUGCGCAAACUCAGUGCCGACUUCGCCAGCAAGACACGUCUCAGUCAAAGCUGAUCUCUGAUCAGACACACACAAGACUCACAUACCUCGAACCAUCAUGAUUGCUGCAUUAGUUUGAGUUCUGUUGAUAAGCAACAUCAGCUUACUUGAAAUAUUGACUUUUGCCUGCCUGUCACCCUCCAUCAGAUUGUUUUUAUUUGUUUUAUACUGUGAAAUAACUUUAUUUAUGGUCAAAGGCCAUAAAUUUGAUAUGAGCCAUAUUCAUGAGUUUGUUGUUAAAUCUUAAGAUCGACCUCUUGCUAUCAAAGGUAAAUGCGUGUUCUGUUAUUUGUGUCUGUGUGUCAUGUUGGUUAGUUAUGCCUCAUCUUGUGUUUUAUUUGUGUUCAGAUGUUUUAUUUUUUCAGAAUAAACAAUUGGUUUAUUA